AUUUCCGGUUCAACUAUUAAUCAAAGAUUUCUUAAGUUUGAAAAAAAAGGUGCGAACUUGGAGUUUCUUUUGGGAUUGGUGCGACUCUGAGUCGAGUCGGACUCUGCUUGAUCGAAAAGGUUUCUGGGUUUUGAUUAGAUUCGCCGAUUCAAUCCGAAAGUUUGUUCCUUUUCGCUGUUCCGAUGGGGGAAAACAAUUAUCACCAUGUGGAUAAGAAAACCAGGUUAGAAGAAGUUGAGCAAGACUACAUGCUGCAGCAGCAGCAAGAUCUGCAGUUGCAAGCUUGGACGAGGCAACAGAACCAGUUUCUUCAAUCUAUCUCACCGUCCCAGAGACCACCCUAUCUUCCACAACAGCAGUACAUCCAGCACCACGAGGACCCCACGGGACAAGAUACACAGUUGCAAGCUUUGUUUCACCGGCAGAUGCUGAUAAGGCAACAGCAUCAGCAGACUCUUCAAUCCUUGUCACCGUCCCAGAGACCCUAUCUUCCACAACAGCAGUAUCAGGACCUCAGGGGACAAGAUCCACAGUUGUUGCUGCCUCACCAGCAGAGGCUGAUCAGGCAACGCUAUCAGCAGGCUCUUCAAUCCCUCUCACCGUAUCAGAGACUCCAACUUCAGCAGCUGAGACGGCAACUACAGCAGCAACGAGUCGCUCAACAGAUCCCUCCUAAUGUAUCUCCUUUUGGAGGUGGUGUGUUCGUUCAACAGAAGUUUAUGAUGUUCUUGCAUCACAUAAAGCAACGACCAGCUGACAAUUCCAUUACCUUUUGGAGAGGAUUCGUGGCUGAACACUACUCACCUCGUGUAAAGCAAAGGUUGUGCUUUUCACAGUACAAAAGUGCUGGCCACAUGCUUGGCAUGUUACCACCGGAUAUGUGGCAGUGUAAUCUCUGCGGCGCCAAGUCUGGAAAAGGAUUUGAGGCAACUUUCGAUGUGCUUGCCAGACUAUUUGAAACCAAAUAUGCUAGUGGCGUCGUUGAUGAGCUCUUAUCUCUGGAAGGUCCACGAGAGUUCAGAGCUUCCAGUGGACUGAUGGUAUUACAAUAUAGAAAAAUGGUUCAGACAACUGUAUAUGAGCAGUGUCGUGUUGUUCAUGAGGGCCCUCUUUUCAUCAUAUUCUCUCAAGAUUUUAAGAUACGGUACUGGGAGUUUUGUACUCGGGGUCAUGAAGAGUUUCUUCUCCGCAGACUUAUUGCUCCGAAGGUGAAGGAGUUGCUUGAGGUUGCACAGAAAUGCCAGAGCACGAUUUCGGAAAGUGGGUCAGAGGGAGUUUCUCAGCAGGAUUUACAAACAAACAGUAACAUGAUCUGGGGAGCAGGACGAAAUCUGGCAAGGGUCAUGGAACCAGAGUCUCUGAAUGAACAGGGCUAUCCGAAAAAAUAUGCCAGAGCUCUACAGAUAUCUGAAGUUGUCAAGAGCAUGAAUGAUCUGAUGGAUUUCACAGUGAAGCACAAAAUUGGCCCUAUAGAGGGGUUGAAACGGCUUUCGGAACAGGCAGAGACAAUUAAGCUCCAGAGACAGAAAAUGCAAGAGAUGGAGCAGUUGGGGAAUAGUGGAGCAAUGAUGUAUAGGUGGUCAGCUCAAGCUCAGAUGGACGGCCUUGCUGGCAACAACAAUAACUCCUACAAUCAUCACUAUCAUAGCUCAGCUCAAGCCGCUUCUGCUCUGACCAACAACAACAACCAAACCAUGCUUAUGGGGAGGCUAAAUGCUAUGAAUACGGGCGGACUAGAGGAGGGGUUCCCGAGUCAGCGUCCAACCACAAACUCAAACCAGAGUCCAUAUUGGUCUCAUCAGAGGCAGAACCUAGCAACAGGUGAAUUUCUCAGCUCUCCCCAGAUGCAACAGGAGCAGCAGCAGCAUGGCAUUCCCAACACGCUUCAGCAGACACAUUUGCCACCAGAAGAUGCCACAGAAAUACCUGACGAUUUCUCAGACGACAACUUCGGUGAUAACUAGGGUAAGCUUGUAGAACAGAACAUAGGCGUUGCUACUUUGAGUUUAACAAAGUGAAAAGGGUGUUGGUUUUAGGCUUAAUUCUUCUCAUUUAGGUUGGUUUGGUUGGUGUUUUGUAUAGAAACCAAAGGAAGUUGUAAACUACACAUCUUCACACUGAUGUAAUCUCAAAAUAAACAAGUUGUGUAUAUAUAUUCAUCAGUCAAAAGGGUUUUUUAUG
This is a messenger RNA of Raphanus sativus (radish), 2181 nucleotides long. Its product is annotated as probable transcriptional regulator SLK3. NCBI's taxonomy places the organism in Eukaryota, Viridiplantae, Streptophyta, Magnoliopsida, Brassicales, Brassicaceae. The coding region runs from base 183 to 1964 and encodes 593 amino acids. Gene Ontology annotation, cellular component: transcription regulator complex; nucleus. The record is from RefSeq and is a predicted model, not a curated record. The transcript is spliced from 10 exons. Gene Ontology annotation, biological process: positive regulation of transcription by RNA polymerase II; negative regulation of transcription by RNA polymerase II.